AUGGAGAAAAGAGGAUAUAAGUAUCUGAAAACUUUGCUGCAAACUUCCUUAUUGGAAGAAGUAAAAAAGGAGUGGAAAACAUCAUAUAAAAUGCAUGAUCUUGUGCAUGAUUUUGCAAAAUCAAUUUUGAAUCGUAACAGCAGCAAUGGGGACCGUUACCUGGCGGUAGAAACCAUCAAUGAAAAAAAAUCAGAAUCACUUCGCACAUUAUUUCUGGAGGGUGGCAUAGCUGAUGAUAUGUUAUCAAAGUUCAAAUACUUGCAUGUCCUAAAAUUGUUUGGAGCAGAUGCCAAAAAGUUGCCGAACUCCAUUGGCAAACUAAUACAUUUACACUUACUUGACAUUUCAGGUUCUAGGAUUACAACUGUGCCAAAAUCUCUUUGCAAACUUUAUAGUUUGCAAACACUGAGAAUUAACAUGCUUGAAGAAGGUUUGCCAAAGAAGAUGAGCAAUUUGAUUAGCUUGAGACAUCUUCACUAUUAUGAUCAUGCAGGGCGCAAAAUCCAAAUGCCAUCCAGGAUUGGACGAUUGACUUGUCUUCAAACAUUAGAGUUCUUUAACAUAGGUCAUCAAGAGGAAGGUCGUGGUAUCCAAGAACUUGGAACCUUGCAAGAUCUUAAAGGCACCUUGGAGAUCAGAAAUCUUGAAUUAGUAAAUGGCAAAGAUGAUGCUGAACUAGCGAACCUAUCUAAAAAGCCAAAUAUGUAUCGGUUGGUGUUUGAGUGGGGCAAUAGGGAUCGGAAAAGUGAUAAAUGUGAUGAAGAUGUGUUGGAAGGUCUCCAGCCUCACCCAAAUUUAAAAGAGUUACAAAUUUUGAAGUUCAUGGGUGAUCAGUUCCCACAAUGGUUCAUGAAUUUGACAUUGACAUCACUGGUGGAGUUGCGGGUGGAGGAUUGCACAAGAUGCAGAAAACUCCCUGCACUUGGACAGCUGCCGUUCCUCAAGUGCCUCUAUCUGACUAGAUUGGACAACACAACAAGCAUUGGGCUUUCAUUCUACAGUGCAAGUGCUGAGGAGGAUGGCGGAUCAGGAGGUUCAGACACUAUUAGCAGACAAACAUUCUUUCCAUCCCUCAAAAUUCUCUCUCUUGAAAGCAUGAAAAUUUUGGAAGAGUGGAAGGACGCACCCGAAAUGAUGUCAAACGCAGGUGAAGUACGUGUGAUGGAUGUGUUUCCUGUGCUGGAAAAGUUGUAUAUUAGCGAUUGCCCCAAGCUGACCACCAUUCCAACUCCAAGUCGUUUCCCAAGUCUUGAUGUAUUGGAAAUCAAAUGGAAUUGCCACGUUUUGGUGGCGGAAAAGGUUUUGAGCAAUAUAACCACACUUUCUUCCCUUUAUUUAAGGGGUGGUCUACAAAGCAUCGAGUCUCUAGAAUUAGUGAAACGACCAGAGAGCAGCUUGAGGAUUGAGGGCUGUGACAGUCUACCCACUGACAUGCUUGAGCGACUCUGCCUCUUUCCAAUUCUUCAGGAUGUAAGAUUGUUUCGUUGCCCUAAUAUAAUAACAUUAAGAGGAAUGAGUUGCGCCGCUUGUCUUGAGAGUUUGGCAGUCCAUUAUUGUGAGAAUUUACGGGAGUUGCCAGAUGAUCUCUAUCAAUUUCAAGCUUUACGGUGCUUGACUGUAGGUGACUGCCCGAGAAUCAAUUCAUUUGGAUAUCCAAAUCAUAAUACAGGACAGAAAAGCCUCCUUAAGUCUCUCGAGAUGCUUCUUACCUAUGGGUGCCAUGAAUUAACAACAUUGCCAGUGGAGAUGUUCGAGUCAUGUACGUCUCUCCGAGAGCUGAAUUUGUACAAUUGGCACAGUCUGGUCUCCUUUCCCCUUGAUUUGCGACGAACCCCUUCUCUCGCGAGCUUCAAAUUAUUCGACUGUCCCAACUUGAUUGCUGAGAUGCCUAGUGGAUUUGGCUAUCUUACCAGCUUAAGGGAAGUGCAGAUUGGUCCCUUUACAGAUGACUCUGUAAUCAAAUUUGAUUGGGCUGGGUUAGCAUCUUCAUCAACACUCCGGUGCGUGUCUUUAUGUGGAAUGCCCGACAUGAAGUCUCUGCCACAUCAGCUUCAAUGCUUGACUACCAUCACAUCACUGUCUCUAGGUGACUUCGGAGCAAUCGAAGCCUUACCAGAAUGGCUUGGGAAUUUUGCAUCUCUUGAAGACCUAAUCCUAUCGGGUUGCCCAAAGCUUGAAUACUUACCCUCCAUGGCCGCCAUGGAACGCCUCAAAUUAAGACGUCUGGAAAUUUGGUUUUGUCCUCUAUUAAAUCGAAGAUGCACUCCUCAAAGCGGCUCCGAGUGGCCCAAGAUCUCUGAUAUUCCGGAGCGUAAAAUUGAUUUUCGGUAUUUCUGA
Coffea arabica (coffee) is the source of this 2337-nucleotide messenger RNA. Lineage: Eukaryota; Viridiplantae; Streptophyta; Magnoliopsida; Gentianales; Rubiaceae. The record is from RefSeq and is a predicted model, not a curated record.